Messenger RNA from Triticum dicoccoides, 975 nucleotides. RefSeq lists its product as uncharacterized. The record is from RefSeq and is a predicted model, not a curated record. Bases 290 to 598 code for a protein of 102 amino acids. NCBI's taxonomy places the organism in Eukaryota, Viridiplantae, Streptophyta, Magnoliopsida, Poales, Poaceae. The transcript has 2 exons.
CUCCUCUUCCUCCUGCCUCGCCUCCUCCUCUUCCUCCUGCCUCACCUCUCUAACCCUAGACCCGUGCCCGCCUCCGUCCAGAUCGAAACCCACGCCGCUGUCAUCUCGUUUGCCCAGCAGGCCGUCGCCGCACCGCACGAGGUGGGAUGUGACCCAUGCCCCCGCCGUCUCCUCGACCCAGCCGACCACCCCUCCUCUACGCGCCUCCCUCCUCCUUCCCAUCGGGAUCGGUCGCGGCAAGCGCUCGACCCCCACCUCGCCGCCCCCUGAGCCAGAGGACGAGGGCCUCAUGCGCGACCUCUUCGUGCUCUACCGCGACCCCGCGCACCCGCCACGCCUGCUCGUGGUGCAGUCGCGCCUCCGACGUGGCGCCCUCCUCGACUCCAAGCUCUCUGAGGUGCUCAACCUUGCCAGUUCCCUCGAGGGGUCCCGCGACGGCUUCGAACACGCUGAGUCCACUACCAAGGGCGCGCUGCCGCACCUCAUCGCCCAGAGCCUCCGGCGGGCGCAACCAUGCCGUUCUGCGCCGGUUGGACGGCGUUCAGGCGCAACCCCGGCACCCACUGAGUACUGCCUCUGCUACAACCUCCCUCGGUGAGCUCCAUCUUCCUCCCGCUCCUCUGCUUCGGCUACUGUAUGGGGCAUGGUCGUGGCUAUGUUAUGUGGUGCUCGUCUGGUUGAUGCUCUAUGCCCUACUCAUGCAUCAGUUCCUACUUGAGCUCUGUAGUUGUGGAUCCAUGCUAUUCUAGGGUUUGCAUGCUGUUGUUCAUGUUUACUUGCUAUCAUAGGAGCUCAUGUGCUUCUCUAGUUUACAUGUUGAUGCCCUGGUCCUAUAGCUAUGCUCCUGGAUUUGAUUUCGGAUGCGUUUUGGGCCGUUGGAUCUUGCCCGCCCGCUGGAUCAAAAAGAGACACUUAGCUGGCGCAGGGCUAUGAUGAUCGGUUAUGGCUUUUAUAAGCAUGCUCUCUAGUAAUUGA